GCAGCGGGUGGCCAGGCCGCGGAGAAGCCCCACCAGUGUGAGUUCUGUGGCGCACGUUUCUCGCAGCGAGGAAACCUCAAGUCUCACACCCGCGUGCACACCGGAGAGCGACCCUUCAUCUGUAAGUUUUGCGGGAAGGCGUUUGCCGAUCAAAGCAACAGGAAGCUGCACGAACGUCUUCACGUGGGCGACAAGCGCUACGUCUGCGACUUCUGCGGCCGUCGGUUCAUCUCAAGUGGCGUGCUGAAGAAACACGUGCGGCAGCACACGGGGGAGAAGCCGUACACGUGUGACGUCUGCGGGAAGUCCUUCGCUCAGACCGAGUACCUCAGCAUGCACCGCAGGAUUCACAAGGGGGAUAAGCCCUGGGAGUGCGACCUCUGUGGGGUCAAGUUCAUCCGCAACUGCCACCUGCUGCGCCACAAGAAGAUCCACAAGGGAGAGAAGCCUUUUCAAUGUGACAUUUGUCAGGCCAAGUUCUCGAGACGCUGCAAUAUGAACACGCACAGGAAGUCCCACCUGAAAGGAAAGCCAGCGGAGAAGGAGGUGGUUGAGGGAGCGAGCUCAGCGUGGGAGUCACAGGGCACAGGUUCGGUGACUGGCUCAGCGUGGCUAAAAGAUCCUAUGUAUUAUCUGUGGCAGCGUGUGUCUGGCCAGGAGCCACAAGCCCAGCUCUCACAAGUGGAGAGAGCCCCAGAGGUCGUGACCUCCACCCCCAGCGCCGGCCCUCACCUGCUGGGAAAUAACACGCGCAGCGCUGUUUCACACACGGCUGUCAGCAACACACUGACUGCCCUGUCGCAGACACCACUACACAACACACAUCCCCCUGUGUCGCAGACACCACUACACAACACACAUCCCCCUGUGUCGCAGACACCACUACACAACACACAUCCCCCUGUGUCGCAGACACCACUACACAACACACAUCCCCCUGUGUCGCAGACACCCGUACACAACACACAUCCCCCUGUGUCGCAGACACCCGUACACAACACACAUCCCUCUGUGUCACACACAUCUGUCAACAACACGCAUCCCCCUGUGUUACACACACCUCUCAACAACACACAUCCCUCUGUGUCACACCCACCUGUGUCGCACACAUCUGUCAACAACACACAGCCUUCUGUGUCGCACACACCUCUGAACACACAACACACCAUCCCCCACUCACACAUCAACAACACACACAGCCCGGCGGCCAGCCCUCUCUCCCCUCUCAAUUUCUCCCACAAUUCCCCUGUGUUGAGCAGCGCCUGCGGUGCAUUAGACUACACUCGACCGUCUGGCGACCAGCAUCGCCUGAGCGGCCUUGUGGGAUACACGGGCGAGUUCGGUGCGACGUCAGACGUCUGUUUCCCGUCGCCGUGGUCGGCUCCUGAGCCCACGCACGGGUCAAACUCUGAGGUGUGUCAGGUGAGUGGGCGAGACGAUUCCUUCUCUCCGCCCGGCCACUUGUCCAGUCCCCUCAUGCCCUACACGCUGCCUGCUCCAAUGUCGACUCUACACGGUACACACUCGCUUCCAAUGACACACACGACACACCCCUUGCCAACGACACACGCCCUCCCAACAACACACGCCCUCUCAACGACACACGCCCUCCCAACGCCGCACACAACACACAUGCUCCCAACAACACAUGCGUCCAGCGCGGGCUCCCCCCACCUCCCGCACCCCCCGGGGACUACCGGCGUUGUUUUCCCCGACAGGAACCAAGCCAUGUUGUCCCUGACCCCCGCACCCCCCUACCGACUCCCCCCGGGAAGAGCAGACGCGUCGGAUGUGUGUUACCCCAGCACCACUGGCACGCGUCGUGACCCCACACACAAGUUUGUGAAUUCCCCGGACCAGUGCCGAGCCCCGGGGGUCGUGUACCCUCCGACCUCCAGCGAGCCGUGUCGGGCCCGACUCCUGCAGUCCCCGGCGGAUGGCUCUGUCACUGAGGUCAGAGGUCGGCCGGCAAGGGCAGACUCCGGGUGGCCUUCCGACACAGAGCCCGACGACGGGGUCAAAGGUGGCGGCACGCUGGGCUCAGGGUCAGGGUCAGUGGGUCAACUGUCGGGGGACAAGGGGAACGUGCGUUUUGCGGCAAGUGUGUCGGAGGGCGGCAGUGGCCUCGGUAACGAAGGUUUACCUGCCCGCUCAGGGGACACGGGCAGUGAUUGCCCCGCUGGCAAAACCGUCAGUGGGGGAGGUGGGGGGCGGGGUUGUGAGGCGUCUGCGGCUGAAAGUGAGGAGAAGCCGGCAGCCAAGGUCGUUGAUCGACCACAUCAGUGCGAGUUCUGUGGCCGCCGCUUCACGCAGAAGGGAAACCUCAAGACCCACCAGCGCAUCCACACGGGGAAAAAGCCCUACCUGUGCCUGGACUGCAACAUGCGAUUCUCCGACUACAGCAACCUCAUGCACCACCUGGUCAUACACUCGGGCGAGCGCCAGUUGGUCUGUCACUUCUGUGGCGUCAAGUUUGUGGCCAGGCGGGCGCUCAAAAACCAUGUUCGGACGCACACGGGUGAGCGGCCGUUCCCGUGCGAGACUUGUGGCAAGGCCUUCGCCCUGGCCUCCUCCCUGGCUCAGCACAUGCUCAUACACGGCACGGAGAAGCACUACACGUGCGAGGUGUGUGGCGCAAAGUUCACCCAGCGCAGCAGCGCGCUGCGCCACAAGAAGACGCACACGGGCGAGCGGCCGUUCCAGUGCGACAUCUGCCUGGCCAAGUUCUCCCGUCGCAACAAUCUCAACGUGCACAAGAAGCGAGUCCACCCGGGCCAGGCCGCGCCGCUCGUCUGUGACCUCUGUGGCCAGGUCAUGAAGAGUGACCUUCACCUCCGCGAGCAUCGAGCGGCGUGCCAGCAGAAGGACACGUACUCCAAGCUCAUGUGGGCCAAACAGACCAGCAUGCAGAUCACGCCCUCGGGGACCCUGUAUGUGCAGUUGUGAGGGGCAGCCAGACAAAUAGACAGCUGUCGUGGACAAAUAGACAGGUGAUGUGGACAAAUAGACAGGUGUUGUGGACAAAUAGACAGGUGUCGUGGACAAUUAGACAGGUGUGAGUGACAAAUAGACAGGUGUGGUGGACAAAUAGACAGGUGUCGUGGACAAAUAGACAGGUGUUGUGGACAAAUAGACAAGUGUCGUGGACAAUUAGACAGGUGUGAGAAACAAAUAGACAGGUGUGGUGGACAAAUAGACAGGUGUCGUGGACAAAUAGACAAGUGUGGUGGACAAAUAGACAGGUGUUACUGACAAAGGUCAUACAGACAAACACAUGUGAUGGACAGACAAAUUGUUGUGUCGUGGACGAAUAGACUGCUAAUGAUAGACAGACUGAUAAAUGUGGUGAAGGAGUAGACAGGUUUGCAAACAGCCUAGUGUGGGGCGGCAGAAAGUACAGGCCAGGAAUGUACAGCCGACGACAGAUUGGGCAGAAAUAUGUUCUAGCUCUCACGCUGACUCAGCAAAAUUGUUUUAGAGAGAGAAGAAACUGUUUCUGUUCUUUGAGAAAGUCUGUCUCUCUACAUGUCUGUGUCUGUCUCUCUACAUGUCU
Messenger RNA from Aplysia californica (California sea hare), 3553 nucleotides. RefSeq lists its product as uncharacterized. Gene Ontology annotation, molecular function: DNA-binding transcription factor activity; RNA polymerase II cis-regulatory region sequence-specific DNA binding. The record is from RefSeq and is a predicted model, not a curated record. Gene Ontology annotation, biological process: regulation of transcription by RNA polymerase II. Lineage: Eukaryota; Metazoa; Mollusca; Gastropoda; Aplysiida; Aplysiidae.